CGCCGCGGACCCUGACGUUUGGCACUGGCCCACCUCCCUGGUCAGCCAGUUUGACCGUCCGACGUGGCAAAGGGUUAAACGCCAUGGCCCUUGACGUUUACCCCUGGAGAGCAGAAAACCGGCCCGAGCCGGCUCGGGUGCAGCCCAACCCAUCAAGACGCAGGAGGCGUCUUCCUCCUCGCGGCAGCGGCUACAGAAGCUCCGCUUCUCUCCUCCUCUCACCCAAAUCAACCCCAAAUCGCUUAUUCUCUUCAUCAAAAGUGUGGAUUUGAGCCUCCCCAUCUUCCUUGAGGAUGGCGGGGGAACGGUGGUACGACGGUCUUCAUAAAGGGUACGACAAAGAGCAUCGUGCGCGGGACAUUGAGAAUAACGGGGAACUAACACCUAUGCGCAUGAGGGGUCAUAGUGCCCACGACUGGCCGUGCGACGAGCGGUAUGAGCCAUACUUCGAGAGAUUGGGCCUUCUCCCGUUCGUGCUUCAGUUCAAGCGACACGCUCCGUCGAUCAACCAUGGGGCGAUGACCGCACUUAUUGACCGUUGGAGGCCAGAGACACACUCGUUCCACUUGUCAUGUGGAGAGAUGACCGUGACCUUGGAGGACAUGGCGAUGAUCAGUGGCCUUCCAAUCAAUGGAGAAGCUUUGACCGGCACCACCGUAAGUGCUAAUUGGCGAGACCGUGGUGGUACAGAGCAUUUCUGACAUCUAGGCAGACCAGAGCAUUUCUGGCGUCUGAUAUAUGACAAUUUUGUUGCACAAUUCACCACAUGGACAACUAAUAAGAA
This is a messenger RNA of Triticum aestivum (bread wheat), 784 nucleotides long. Its product is annotated as protein MAIN-LIKE 1. The coding region runs from base 294 to 701 and encodes 135 amino acids. The transcript has 3 exons. NCBI's taxonomy places the organism in Eukaryota, Viridiplantae, Streptophyta, Magnoliopsida, Poales, Poaceae. Gene Ontology annotation, biological process: meristem maintenance; meristem development. The record is from RefSeq and is a predicted model, not a curated record.